Filobasidium floriforme is the source of this 426-nucleotide messenger RNA. RefSeq lists its product as uncharacterized. The annotation marks the transcript as partial. The transcript has a single exon. The record is from RefSeq and is a predicted model, not a curated record. Lineage: Eukaryota; Fungi; Basidiomycota; Tremellomycetes; Filobasidiales; Filobasidiaceae.
UAUGAAGACGCUCUCGACCACCUGGAACUGGCUUGUAUGUCGCGGAUGCAAGAGUUAGAUCGCUGUUCGCGCCCGGGAACGUCGUACAAGCUCCGAGCUAAAAUCCAAGCAGGCCUCAAUGCCAGAAGCGCUGGUCUUGAAACAUCUCUCAAGAAGUAUCAGACGGCACGUUUGGCUCUGCCGAUCGCACAGCGACCGCCCCUUAUCGAUCAAAGCCGUUGGACGGAGAAUCAAGAAGCAGUCUCUGAGUCUUUUGCCUGCCUUAGAGACCAACGGCACUUUGGAGCGGAACUCUGGACUCAACCACAUAUAAGAGAGGGGGUGCGUGCCACCCGUCAUUACGACUGUGCGAUGAAAGAGCUCGCCAGGAUGAGGACGGAGGCGGCACGUUUACAAUACUGGCUGGUGGAUCAACGUAACCUGUUG